This is a messenger RNA of Cydia amplana, 406 nucleotides long. RefSeq lists its product as uncharacterized. NCBI's taxonomy places the organism in Eukaryota, Metazoa, Arthropoda, Insecta, Lepidoptera, Tortricidae. The transcript is spliced from 3 exons. The coding region runs from base 143 to 406 and encodes 87 amino acids. The record is from RefSeq and is a predicted model, not a curated record.
AGGAUUUGGCGGCUUAUCGAGCGGACUGCAUCGAGCGGUUGAUGCGAGAGGGCUGCGACUUGGACCCCGUCAUCGGCGACACCGAGGAAGACCAGCUCAUUGAAGAAGAAGAACGUCAGUAAACCAAAACUAUAAUGCGAGAAUGACCACAAACCGGAAGUCGUUGUUCAUGUUCCUGAUGAGCCUGGCGUGGAAGUGCCGGUUCAGCAUGCCGCUGCUGCUGAGCGGCUCGGCGGCGGUGCUGGGCCGCGCCUGGAUGUUCCAGGUUCGAGUCCGGACCGUGAACAGUCUGCGAGACCACGAGGUGGCAUUCUUAGACGACGAGGAAGAGGAAGAGGACUCUUGGGAAACGGAAACCGACGACUCUUGGGAGACCAUCAUGGAAGAGGAGGUGUCCUACGGGUAG